GCACGCAGCACGUCCGCUGAUGCGUUUUGCGAGCCUUUUCUGGCUGCGUAUGGCACGCGUACUGGAGAUUUCUUUGCCGACUUCGCUUCGCAUCGCAGGAUAUAUUCCACGAGGAGGGAAGAUAUGAAGUAUUUUUAUGCGUAAUUAGAGAGGCUGGAGGGGUUCUCUUUUUUGUAUAGGCUAUAUUUUUAACAAUUUUAUUCUACCUCAGUUUUGUUAGACACUUAAAGUAUUUUUCCCCUUCUUCUUCAAUGUUUAAGGUGAUUUCUUUCCAAAGCGCACAGAGCUACAGCCUCUCUCUGUCAUGGAAAACCUCACGGUGGAUGACAUGACUCUGGAGAAUGACACGUCGGUGCCGGAAAACCAGACUCUGGGCGUUUGGAACGACUACUCUGUCGAGUACAAGGUGGUCAGCGUGUUCCUGGUGUCCCUCAUCUGCGGCUUGGGGAUCGUGGGCAACGUCAUGGUGAUCCUGGUGGUCCUGACCACCAAGCACAUGCGAACUCCCACCAACUGCUACCUGGUGAGCUUGGCGGCCGCAGACCUCAUGGUGCUGACUGCCGCCGGGCUGCCCAACAUCAGCAACGCCCUGUGCGGGCAGUGGGUGUAUGGCUACGCGGGCUGCCUGGGAAUCACCUACUUCCAGUACCUGGGGAUCAACGCGUCCUCCUGCUCCAUCACCGCCUUCACCGUGGAGCGCUACAUCGCCAUCUGCCACCCCAUCAGAGCCCAGUUCCUGUGCACCUUGUCCCGGGCGAAGAAGAUCAUCAUGCUGGUGUGGGCGCUCACCUCGGCCUACUGCGUCAUGUGGCUGUUCCUGUCCGACACCAAAACGCUGGUGUACGACAACGCGGCGCUGCUCACCUGCGCAUACAAGGUGUCCAGGAGCCACUACCUGCCCAUCUACUUCACGGAUUUCGCCGUGUUUUACGUGCUGCCCCUCAUGCUGGCCACCGUUCUGUACGGGCUGAUCGCCAGGAUCCUCUUCCUCAACCCGCUGCCGUCCCACCCGAAGGGCGGCAGCAAGAAGUGGAAGAGGGAGGCGAGCCAGGGCGGCAGGAUGGUCGGCAGCGUCUCCUCCGGCAGCAGCAGCACCACGGCCGCCUCCCGCAGACAGGUGACGAAGAUGCUUGCCGUGGUCGUUGUCCUGUUCGCCCUGCUCUGGAUGCCCUACCGGACCUUAGUGGUGGUCAACUCCUUCCUAGGCAAACCCUACCUGGACACCUGGUUCCUGCUCUUCUGCCGUCUCUGCAUCUACCUGAACAGCGCCAUCAAUCCGGUGAUCUACAACGCCAUGUCGCAAAAGUUCCGCACCGCCUUCAAGAAGCUGUGUCGCUGCGGCCCCCAGCGCUUGGAGAAACCAGCGUCCUACAGCGUGGCUCUCACCUACAGCGUCAUCAAGGAGACGUCCAACGGGGAAAGCCCGGACCACUUCACGACGGAAAUGGACGAGCUGCACUCGCCGUGCAACCAGUGCAUGCCUGCCGGAAUCUUACAGAGUGCCAAAAAGAAGCAGUAUGUGGUGGAUGCCUCGCUCACUGGCAGAAAAGUGAAUGCCUGAGUAGAGACGAUGUUUGCACCCAGAGUAGACAACGUACUGUUGAGUUUAGUCAGGUUUAAGUUGAAGGCGCGCCGACAUGUCCAGCUUGAGUUUUCGCUCUUGUUCAUAUGUUAUUUGAUGAAACUAAAGUCCACCCCCUGUCAUGUUUUGUGGGCUUUGAAUAUUUUGCACACAAUAAGUUAAGAGAACAGUUUUGAGUCAUCCAAAAUAGAGAGUAUUUGCAGUUAUGCUUAGUUAUUCAGCGAAAGCUUCAUAUCAGAUGACUUCUGGGAAAAACUGAAAGAUUACCGAUUGGAGGAGUUAAUGCACACAGCAACUCUGUUCUCUGAUAAUCCAUCAAUCUAUUUUUUAUAGCCGCUUCAUAUUUGAAGGGUGUUUGUGGAGUUGGGUGCCCAUUAUUCCUGAUAAAUAGCCAACAAAGGGAUAUUAAGAGAAACAGACAUACACUCUCACCUAGGGGGAACUCAGACAGCACAAUUACCCCAUCAUGCAUGUUUUUUGACGUGUGAGGAACUUGGAGGUAAUCUAUACAUGCACAGGGAGAACAAGCUAAUUCCACACUGACAAGACCCCAGCUGCUAUUUGAACUAAUCCUCUGAACUUUUUAGUACACCCCUGGAAGAGUGUUGCUCAAGGCACUUGUGCGUUCACUUCCCUUUGCUGGGUAUACAGUCUAAUGUUUGACCGGAGGCGAACAUCAUUUACACACUCUGCACGUUUGAUGCACCAAGCCGGGGGAAGCACCACCGCCACCGAGUCUGCUUUUAAUGAAAAAAAAUAAAUAAAUAAAUUUCCAAUAGAUGCAUUAUUCGCUGAGCUAAUAAGAAACUCUGGAGCUGAAAGGCAGUGCGAUGGAUGACGUUUUCAUUUAACACAGAAUUAAAAACGCAAUAAAUAGCAGAUGAUGCGUUUUAACUGCUUCGCAUGACAAGAUAAUGCAGAACCUUUCGAGAAAUUUUCAUCAAGAUUAAAAUUUUGAUGCCUUUAAGCAUAUUGGCCUUGGUAAAAUUUUGAAAUGUAAUGAAUAAUUCGGCCAGUUGGAAGGUAAUUAACUUUUUUUUUUUAUAUUCUUGUUAAACGCAGAGGAUUUAGUCCAUUGACAUUCCAGUUAAAUGUUUUGUCCAUUUAGCUGAGAUUGCUUUAUUUCAACGAGUUAGAACCGCAUCAAACACAACGCCAUGGAAAAAAGUUCACUAGUAUUCAUUAUUGCUAUAAAAUUCAAAUCAAAUUUAAGGCUUUGGAGAAUGUGUUUGACUUGCUCUUGUUCAAGAGUGAGCACGAAAUUUAAAAAUAAUACAAUUGGCAGCACAAAUGUACAUUUUUGUGGCUUCUUCGAAACCACAACAGGACAAAAUUGUACCUAAACAUAUAAACAGAAAAAUACAUUCCUUAAAGAUACCUAUUGGCUUUAAAAUCACAAACAGACAUGCAGACACGUUGGAUCCCAGCACCAUCAUCUGAACAGUACUGGCUCAGAAUCCGUUCAGUCCGAUUUUAAUAAUCCAAUUCAAGGCAACCUUCAUCAGGAGAAAAGUCUUUUCCGACUGUCUUUAAGUGAAAAGGCUUGAGGGUUAUUUUGCUAAGAGAGCGAGUCUGCAAAGCCAAGUACGACUUUGCAGUGCUGCUGAUGCAUUUCCGAGAUAGACGCUCCGAUGUUGGAGGAAUUUAAACGUGUCAAUGAAGCUCCUGCAUCGGCAACAUCAAAGUUUUGAACGUGUCAGACAGCGAAAGCUAAUUAAAUGAAGAAAAGACAUAAGCAUGCAACCACUGGAGGAAAUGUGACGCGAUAUUGCAAGACAAAUUGAGCAAAAGCUGCUGCAUACUUGUUUCUCGGAUCAGAUCCUUUUAACAAUAAGAAAAUAUUUUGUUUGUUUUUGUGAUUUCUGGCUCAACAGAAUUCAAGGUUUAUGUUUUCCUCAAGAUUUUAAAAACUUCCUGAAAUGUCAGAAACGGUAAUAGGUACACAAUGUUCCUCUUAGUUUCGACAUCAAGUUUAAAAAGUUCUUUCUGGGACGACUUCAUGUCAGAUUCAUGCAUUUUUAUCAGUACGUUUAGUUAAAUGAAUUUUUUGUUCAUUUGAGAAUAAAAAAAUAAAUGCUCGAAGCAUCUGUAAAGGACUAAAAUUGAUAUUGUUUGCAAACUUUUCACCAAUGAAAUCCAAGUUACAUAUCUUGAAGUCACUAUCAUGCAAACGUCGUUGUCACUGCGUUUCAUUUUGCAACCGAUAUUCUACUGGGUUUCGACUGGAGUUACUGAAUCCGUCCCUCUUUGCGUUUCCCACCUGAAGCCAUGUAAUCUGAAUUAAUCCAAACGUACACCGGCGUGACAUUUUAAUUUCGCUUCCGCAGGCACAACCCAGAUGUCGCAUUACGUGACCUUUAACGACGCACUCGGCAGAGAAAGAGGCGGACGCAUUUAGACACUCACUUAAACUUGCUGUGUCAAUUUAGAAUCACCUGAAUGCUAAUGAUUCCAGCGGGGGAGUUGUUGGAUUAGUCCUCCGAUGUGACAGACACACCGAGCAAAGACCCGGCGUUGCUUUGGUUGCCAUCAAGUGGAGAGCCCGCGUGCGUCAGCGAGUGGCGAGCUACAGUGACGCAGAAACGUGUUCCUGCUGCUGUAUUCAGUUUCAGCUGGCAGUAGGCAGCGCUUUUCUUUCGAGUUAUUUGUUCCAGGAAUCUCCACAAACCAGUGAUGGGACAUGUAGCAGCACGAUGAAACCCAUUGUGUGCCAUAUUUAAUAAAUUGAUGAGGUAGCUGACAAAUACGUUUUGGAAAUAACCUCUAAGCAGGUGUUAAACAUACUUCUCAUCGAUACUGCGUAUUUCGGUAUCGAUCCAAUACCAAAUAAAGUAUCGCCGAUAUUGAUUGAUACCAGUACCGAUACUCAUUGUUUAACUGUGAAGCCAUCAAACAUCUGACCUUCAGGCAAUUUUUUUCUUUUUUCUUCUGGAUUUGAAAAAAAUAAAAAUAUUUAGGACAGAAUUUAGGUAAGGUCUCAACAUGCUAAUUUAACAACAUAUAUUCAGACGGUAAACAGAAACAUUAUGAAAACAAAGCAAUUUUUUGCGUUGUUUUCUAAUUAAACAAACAGCAAAAAUUAUAACUCGAAGAGUGAAAGCAAAAUCUUUUUUUGUUGUACAGCCCAGAAAGUACGACACAAACUUCCCGCCGGCCUCUGCCUCUCACUGACGCAUGAUUGUUGAUGGAAAUAUUGGCUUGAAAACAUCAGUGUGCGUAAUUCAUCUACACAACAUGUUUCACUUAGUAACUUCAGUCAUUAAAGUCAAAGUUAUUUUCAAGAAUAUUCUAAUUUGUUACAUAUGACUGUGUAGCUGUGCCUGCUGGUGGGGUGGUGGGAGUAUCUCUGAGUUUCUGUUUUGUAUGUAGGUGAGUUGAACACCCUUAUGAGCUGAACUUUUUUGUUAAAAUUACCAUUAUUUUGUCAGUAUAAUCUGAGACAGGCAAUGUGUGAAAAGAUCAAUCUCCUCCACGUCCUCCGUGAGCUUCUAUUGCCGUCUGAAGAAACGCACCUCUCCGUGUCAAAAACAACCAAUCAGAUCCUGGAGGAGGGUCUUAGUGCUGCCAGUCAUGCUCGUGUACGUCCACUCAAUGUGAUGAUGACGGAGAAACAACUUACCAUUACAGGAAAACUGUUUUUCUGCAGUCAUACUAGCCUUAGCAUUCAUGGCAAAAUACGUUAUGGUGAGACCCUCCUCUUGGCUCUGAUUGGUUGUUUCUGACAGAGCAGGCUGUUUCUGCAGUUGGCACUGGGACAUAAAACACUUUUUGUUUUCAUAACAGUUACAGAUUGCAGCUUUAAGGAGGGUUUUUAGAAUCUCUUCGAACUUGAAAAGAUGCUGGGUAAAAACAACCCUGGGUCAAAUAUGGAUCAUUUCUCUCAGGGUCAGUCCAACUCAGCAGGGUUGCAGAAUGGGCUUAAUUUAGCUGGAUGGAUUCAAAUGAAAGACAUUUCAGCUUCCUCAUCACGUGGAUGAACUUUGGCGAAGUCGGACGAGGCCGUCGUAUCAUCGACACGGUAACUCUACAAAACUGUUUCACCCCAUGCUUGUUUGAAACAGCCCGUCUUCUUUCACAACAACACAAACCUAUGAAAUAAUGGUGAGGAACCUUGCAGUUUCUGCAUGUGGCCCGUCUCCAAGAGAGACCAGCUAACGAAAGGGACACGCUUUAAAAUCAACAGCUGUGUUUUUCCGGGUUUUUUGUUCGUCUAUAUUGUAAAGUUGUUUGAAAACUUGUGUGCCGUGCAAUGUGAACUUCAUGGAGUAUUGUACUUUUAAAUGUGCUGGAAAAGAAGAAAAAAAAACUGUUUUGAUCAUUUCUUUAAAACUGUCUCAGUGCAGUGGGUGAAAGUUAAAUGCUAAGGUAGAAUAGAUGAAAAUAUUUGGAAACAAAAAGCUGUUUCAAGUCUGUGGUUUGCAAAACACCUCACAGCUUUUCGCUUUCUGUUCGUUAUUAUUGCUAUUAUUAUUAUUAUUAUUAUUAUUAUUAUUAUUUUCCUACUUUUGACAAAUAGCAAACAGCUGUGAUAUUUUGUGUUCUGCUUUCAGGUUGCUUCAAAAAUCACGAUUUGCAACACACACACAUGCAACCCCCCCCCACACACACACGCACUACGUGGGCAAAUCCAGUGACUUUUUGCACGUUUGUAGUUUUCCCUCUGCUGCUUCAUGGAUUGUUUGAAUAUUUUGUAUUGCUUAUUUGUCAAUAAUAAACAGCAAUUCAAUCUGG
Poeciliopsis prolifica (blackstripe livebearer) is the source of this 6313-nucleotide messenger RNA. RefSeq names its product thyrotropin-releasing hormone receptor a (gene trhra). Lineage: Eukaryota; Metazoa; Chordata; Actinopteri; Cyprinodontiformes; Poeciliidae. The coding region runs from base 305 to 1561 and encodes 418 amino acids. Gene Ontology annotation, molecular function: thyrotropin-releasing hormone receptor activity. Gene Ontology annotation, biological process: phospholipase C-activating G protein-coupled receptor signaling pathway. The transcript has 2 exons. The record is from RefSeq and is a predicted model, not a curated record. Gene Ontology annotation, cellular component: membrane.